Molecule: messenger RNA, 1415 nt
Organism: Macrosteles quadrilineatus (aster leafhopper)
Lineage: Eukaryota; Metazoa; Arthropoda; Insecta; Hemiptera; Cicadellidae
Product: hypermethylated in cancer 1 protein
Exons: 1
Coding region: 4-1200 (398 amino acids)
Biological process (GO): regulation of transcription by RNA polymerase II
Molecular function (GO): RNA polymerase II cis-regulatory region sequence-specific DNA binding; protein binding; DNA-binding transcription factor activity, RNA polymerase II-specific
Source: RefSeq, a predicted model, not a curated record
GAGAUGUGUGGGCGGGGCGAUGGGCGGGGACGGCGCUCUACACGCGGCGGCGGCGACGGCGGCGGCACUCUGACAGUACAGUCCGCGACGCCACAUACAACACAGCACGUCAUGUACUCGCUGUGGUUCCUACGCGAUACUCCAGACGUGCUGAUAGUGGUGGGCUCUGGUCGAUCAGUACAUCAGUUCGCCGGACACCGCACUCUCCUGGCGUCUCACAGCGGCUACCUCAAGUCGCAACUGACGCCCGAUACCCACCAGGUGACGGUGCCCAACGUAUCUCCCGAGGUCUUCGCCCCACUUCUCACCUUCAUGUACACAGGCUACCUCGACCUGACUCCAGAGAACAUCUACGCCGUGUUGCUAGCCACACAUCUGCUGCACAUGCCUAGAGCAUCGGACCUCUGUCGCGCCUACUUGGUACAGAGCCAACAGACACAUCCUCCGACACUCGUCAAGCCGGUGCCCAGUAGAAAGCCGCUGCACUCCAUUCUACCCGCCGCACCCUCAGGCCUCUACUGGGCGCCUCCAACGUUCCUGCCCGACACUCCAUUCAGACCUGUGUUCUCCGCACCCUCCGACACCGACCCUGCCGCUACCGAGUCCGCUCCUCCGACAUCGCGAGAGUCUCCUCCCGCCGUGCCAUCCACUUCCGGUCAACGUCCGCCCCCUCCGUCUCCUCCACCGUCGAGCCUCUCUCCAUGUCUCUCACAGGGAUCAGACGCCUCCGACCGAGUAACAGUCACAGUUUCCCCGGGCAAAUCGACCGCCAAGAACGACGGGAAAGUGAUCGUCGAUGUAGCGUGCUGCGACGGCCCCGUCAGGUUCCACAGGGUACUCAACCGGAACUAUCCCGGGCCAGAGGGAUCAGCUGACAACGACAAGGAGGGGAGGGUGUACACGUGUAGGUUCUGUGAUCAUACUUUCAAGAGCCAUUACUGUUACCAGAAGCACGCUCGAAGACAUCUAAACCCGGUACCGGCCAAGAGCAGCAAACCCAAGCCCGCCAAGCGCGAAGUGCGUCUGCUGGACAUGAACGUGCAGUACUACCCUUGUAAGACGUGUGGGUCCAAGUUCCCUAGCUACUACUUCGUCCACAAACACCGCAAGAUGUGUCAUCCCCAGGAGGAGACGUCGACAACUACUAGCCGCGCUUCCUCGGUAGCCGGACCCUCAGAUACCUCCGUGUCGACCGUCUGACACCACGACGCCUCGGACUCCGCCCCACCGGACUCCGCCCCACCGGCCUCCGCCCACGAAUCUGCCGACAACAGCGACUCGGAGACGUCUGAACUCACUGUGUGAACUACGGACAGUUACAACUUUACCUAGUGUAUACGUGUUUUAAAUUCUUAACGUCGACCGAUAUUAAAAACUUCUCUAUGUUGUAUUAUUUAGAAGUGUUAAAAAAAUAA